Molecule: messenger RNA, 1749 nt
Organism: Naegleria fowleri
Lineage: Eukaryota; Heterolobosea; Eutetramitea; Acrasida; Naegleriidae
Exons: 1
Coding region: 1-1749 (582 amino acids)
Source: RefSeq, a predicted model, not a curated record
AUGAAUUCAACAGCAUCUCUAUAUUCGGGUGAUUCACCGAUUGAUAAAUUAACACACAACCUAGAAAAGAAUGAAAUUCAACCAAACAAAUCUCGAGAUAGUAAUUCGAUCAUCAAAUUUUACUGGAUGAAUGGCUAUUUAUUACUGGUUGAAUAUUUGCUUUAUCUCGAAAAUGUAGAGGGGGAGGAGGAAUUAUUAAUGAACAUCCACAAGACCGCUGCAUAUUCCUCCCAAAAAGAUACUAAAAAAGAUUAUACGCACCAAAACAUCUCAUCCGAAAAAACAUUGGCAUCUUCUUUUGAAACAAUUGAAGACAUGUUGAUAAGAGUGGAUUUGAAAGAGCAACGCAAACAUGUUCCCAAGAUUAUUGAAUGUUUUGAAAACCAUUGCAUUGACUUUGGAUUUGAGUUAUAUGGUUAUUCCCCUCAAAAAGAUAUUAACAAGAGAGUUGAUCCAAUGAGGGCCCUAUUUUGUAGAAAUCCCACAAAGGAAGCGUUCUUAAUUUUCAUACAGGAGAGAAUUCAUUCAACCCGUCCAAACAUGACUCAAUUCUCAAAAAGAAUUGAUUUGGAUUUUGCUAGAGAGCUACGUAACAAGUUCAUUGAAAAAACAUUCCUCAAGGCUACUGCCACUUCAUCAGAGAGUAGAGCUCAAUUCCCUUCAGAAUUGAAAACAAGAGAGAAAAAAACCGAAUUUCUUCUAAAUGUUUGCAACUCGUUCAUUGAUGAACGACACAAUGAACACCUUGAAUCAUACUUUCAAAAAUUCUUUGGUGGAUAUAUUACUAGUAGGAAUAAUGUGUUUUCGAAUCAUCAUGAUGAAUUGAUUGACACACCACCAGUUAAGCAUGAUACUUCCUCAACGACAUCCAACACUAGUAUUCAAAGAGAUAUCCUUAUUGCCAAGCGUCUAGUUAGUGCAUGCUUCAGAAACAUUAUGAUACUUUACUUUAUUCAAAUCAUAUUUUCGGCAUCAUCUUCUCGCAUUGAAGUUGAGCUUGAAGAUGAAUUCACUCCAGCCACGAACAACUUUUACCACUCGAAGGAAUACAGGACAUUAACGAGACAAAUUCUUCUUGUCGCUUCGCUCAUUGACAUUAUCAGGCAAGAGCAUACAUCCUUAUAUACAGAAUCAGAGACAUUUAUUCAUUACAAGAACGUGGCACUCCGAGAUAUGAUCAAAGAGUCUCUUCAACAAGAAUUCCAGCAUCAUAGAUCCACUGUUCAACAGCCAUUGGAAAAAAUGUUUCAUCAGCUUGUUCAUGAAAAACUGUUGAGCAGUUACAUGUAUUUGAAUGGCCAAGUGAAACGUCAAAUGGAACUCCAUGGCUAUGGUUCCAAGGGAGUUGACAUUUUGACCAGGGACGUUUUGUUUUGGAUUUUCAAAAUUUUCAAUGCCCUUAAAGUUACGGAUAAGAAUGAAAAGGAAAAGAUUAAACAAGAACAAGAUAAGAUUGCAAGCGAGGAAUUUGUUGAGGCAUUCACAUCAACAGAUUCAUGGGUUCAUAGUGAUACGUUCAAAUUGGAUAUUUUACACAAGGUAAUGUCAAAUUUUGACACCACAGAGAAAGACAAGAAAAAGACUGUCAUUGACACCACUUCCCAUCCACUUGUUACAACAAAAUCCUUACAAGGUGUCGCACAUUUAUAUCCUUUCCAAGAGUUAGAAGAAGAGUUUCCAUUCGAUGACAUUAUUUCACAAUGUUCGAAUCUCAUCAUGAGCGUUCAAUCCAAGAGUUCUCAUCUUUAA